This is a messenger RNA of Phragmites australis (common reed), 2018 nucleotides long. Its product is annotated as protein IQ-DOMAIN 2-like. The record is from RefSeq and is a predicted model, not a curated record. Gene Ontology annotation, molecular function: protein binding. The coding region runs from base 327 to 1655 and encodes 442 amino acids. The transcript is spliced from 5 exons. Lineage: Eukaryota; Viridiplantae; Streptophyta; Magnoliopsida; Poales; Poaceae.
GUGAGACGUUUGGGCCGAGACCGUCCGUUUUUACAAGCGCGGCCUAAAGACCCAGUUGCUCGGGUCUCAGGGAAAAAAAACGUCCCACUCGCUCCUCCACGCCCACGGGCAGGGGGCUCCCGACCCAUCGCCGCCGCUUUCUCCGGGACCGCCGGUCCUCCACCCGCCGGCCGCCGCUUCUCUCUCGGCCUUCUUCCUCCCUGUGUUGGUUAGUAAUCCUGGCUUGCUUGGAAGGAUUCCUUUCUUCUGAUCCGGGUGGACUGCAGAUCUGAUCCGGGUGGCUUGUUCCUCGCUCGUGAUUCUUUCUUGGUUAAGAGCUUGGAGCCAUGGGGAAGAAGGGGAAGUGGUUCGGCGUGGUCAAGAAGGUGUUCAGCCCUGAGUCCAAGGAGAAGAAGGAUGAGAAACUGCGGAAGAAGUUAGCAGCUAGCAACCCAAGUCCGCUAGAUCUUACCCCAUGUGCCUCCUUGGAAGUCAAUGUUUCGGUGCCACCCCCUGCUGCUCAAGCUCCUCUUCCAUCUCUUGCCGAAACCGAGGAGGUUAAGGUCCCUGAAGCUGAGCAGGAGCAGAGCCAUCAUGUCAAUGUGGAGGCGACCCCUGCUGCCCCUGCACAGACGUUGGUGUUGCCACCUGGUGUAUCAAGGGAAGAGGUCGCUGCAGUCAAGAUCCAGACCGUCUUCCGAGGUUACCUGGCAAGGAGGGCAUUAAGAGCCCUGCGGGGCCUUGUUAGAUUGAAGUCGUUGGUUGAGGGUAAUUCAAUUAAGCGUCAAGCUGCAAGUACUCUGCGCUGUAUGCAGACUUUAGCACGGGUGCAAUCACAGAUACGUUCAAGGAGACUGAAGAUGUCGGAGGAGAACCAGGCUCUCCAACGCCAGCUCCUACUGAAACAAGAAUUGGAGAAUUUCAGGAUGGGUGAGCAGUGGGAUGACAGCACUCAAUCCAAGGAGAAAAUCGAGGCGAGCCUUAUAAGCAGGCAAGAGGCUGCAGUUAGACGAGAGAGAGCGCUUGCAUAUGCAUUUUCUCAUCAGUGGAAGAGCACUUCGAGGUCUGCGAAUCCAAUGUUUGUCGACCCGAACAACCUUCAGUGGGGCUGGAGCUGGUUAGAGCGCUGGAUGGCAGUGAAGCCAUGGGAGGGCCGCAAUGGGACUGACAAAGAGAGCAACAUUGACUGUGGAUCCGUGAAGAGCAUGAGCUUGAACCUUGGAGAGGGUGAGAUCACAAAGGCCUUCAACCAUAGAUCACCAGCUACUCCAAAAUUGACCCGUCCGACCUCAAGGCAAUCCCCGUCGACACCCACUGCUAAAGUGACACCAAUCUUUACAAGGAAAAAAUCUGCAACGCCAAAGAAUGGGCUUUCGCAGGUGGAUGAUGACACGAGGAGUGUCUUCAGUGUGCAGUCUGAGCGACCAAGGAGGCACAGUAUAGCCACCUCGACGGUGCGGGACAAUGAGAGUGUUGCAGGCUCCCCAUCAGUCCCAAGCUACAUGGUUCCCACAGAAUCAGCAAGGGCCAAGACCCGCCUCCAGGGCUCGGCAUUGACGAAUGGUGCAGAGACUCUGGAGAAAGGAGGCUCUGCUGGAUCAGUGAAGAAGAGGCUGUCCUUCCAAGCUGGAAUGGCGCCUUCAUCGCCAAUGAGGAGGCAAUCUGGUCCACCCUAGGUGGAGUGUGGUGAAGAACAUGGUUAAGCCGCCACAGCCAGAGGCCUUGGUAAUCAAUGGUGGAAACAAGUUAUUCAAAUGACGUUAGUCAUAUGACAAAUGGACAGAGGGGCAAUGGAUUUGCCCAAAGAUAUAUUUCAUCCAUGAACAAAGUUUAAAAAUUAUAUCAGCUGUAUGAAGUAUCGGCAUUUAAUUUUUAAGCAAUUACGGCCACAUUGUUUUGAUGCAUGAAAAGAUUCUUGGUGUCUGUCGGUUCAAUUCAUUUGUUGUGUGUAAAACUAUAUCUGUUUGCCUCUGAACCUUUGUGUCUGUAUCACUGUAUGUAACAGGUCUUCUAUUUAUGCGAGAUGUACAUUUCUUUCA